Molecule: messenger RNA, 3219 nt
Organism: Athalia rosae (coleseed sawfly)
Lineage: Eukaryota; Metazoa; Arthropoda; Insecta; Hymenoptera; Athaliidae
Gene: IntS8
Product: integrator complex subunit 8
Exons: 12
Coding region: 183-3185 (1000 amino acids)
Biological process (GO): snRNA 3'-end processing
Cellular component (GO): integrator complex
Source: RefSeq, a predicted model, not a curated record
AAAUCGGAUUGCCCGCACUUAGGCGUACCGUGGGAUGAAUAGUAUGUAUACGUUCAUAUGACGUCCAUGCAUACAGCUCUAUUUACUCAUAAACCUAUUUAACCUCCAAAACCUUAAAAAAAUGAUCGAGUAGCUUUGGAGUACGAUUUCGGAUAGUGACACUUUGGAAAGAAAGAAUCAUCAUGGAUGUAGACUUGCUGCGUCCAGGAACCGUUCCUAUUUCCCCCGACACGAUAUUGUGGUUUGAAUUUCUCUUGAAUCCAUCUUUACUGUACGAAUAUCUCUCCAAGCCCUUGCCAGACCCAUCUCCCACGGAUUUGAUGAUAAAAUUCAUGACGAUAAAUUUUGAACAGCGAGAGAAUGACGUCAAGGCAAUAGAAGCUGAUCCGAACGAGCCAAAGCAAAGUACUCCACACAAAUGGUCGCUCAAAAAUUUAGCCCUAAAAAUCCUUUCUCUAAAAGUAGCUGCGUAUUUGAAAUGGGACUUGGAUACACUAGAGACGAAAUUACCAUUACCUCUGCAGAUAUCACUUCUACAGGACCUAUUUUACAUAGCAACAGACAACGUUGUUGAGAUUCCUAUGAUACCAGACUUUUCUAGAGAUGCAAUGAUUGAUCAGGUCUUGUUCACCGUUGUUCUUUACUACAGGUGGCAUCUUAGAGCCAUUGUUUACAAAUCACUUAAUAAUAGGCAGGCCAAGCAACCAUUUAUUCACAUUCCUGGGAUACAAGAAACAACUUAUAUUCCACCGGGACUAACUGAUGAUAUAAUAAGAAAGCUGGAGACCUAUCUUCCUAAUACAAUUAAUGCUUUAAAUGAAAUUCUAGAAUUGAAUGACAUGAAACCUAAAGUAUUGUCGUUUGAGACUUUUGUUAUGUUAACUGAGGAUAGCACAGAAUGUAAACAAAACUGGGAGAAUAUGUACAGUAUAAGUGCAGAUGAAUUCAAGUGUCAGAUUCACUAUGAUCUUGCAGUAUUCUACUUAUUGAGGGAAGAUUACCAAAGUGCAAAGCGUCAUGUGGCUGGUGCGCAAGAGCUUUUUAGGAAAUUUGAUACAUCGAGACCAUUGAUAUAUUGUACAAUUAAAAAAGAAUACCUGGAUGGAUACUGCUUAGCCUGCGAUAUACCUGUUGAAAACAUAAAACCUGAUUUGAUGCAACAAAUGCACGCGUCUAUCAAAGACCAGUACACGAACAUCGUCCAAGUUCUACAAGCUGAUAAUGUGACAAGAGAAAUUCCACAGGUUUACCGUGAUAAUUUGGAACUGGAUAUUCAGGGUGGGAUGGUAAACAGGACAAUCACUGUAGCCCGGGAUUUAUUAAUACAAAUCCAGUGCCUCAAUUUGGUUAGAAAGGUCCUGGAAAAUGAAAUUCUUCUCGGUGACUACAUUGCAGAAAUUAAGGCUGCUGGUACCAAAGGACUGAAUACACUUUUCUGGGCUUUCGGCAAUAUUGUCGAAAGGGCCACCGAAAUAGAUAAGAAGCAAAUUUCUCGUUUUCUGUUAUACCUGGUUUUGAGUGGUGACAUCGAUGGGCUUGCUAGCAAGAUUUUAGAAGAUGUUAAUUUCAGAGGAUUAUUUAAUGAGAAUGAAUUGCUGGAAGUUAUGCGCGAGGCUGAACAGAAGGGUGUUGAAAUCCCAGAUUUAUUAAUGGAUAAUGAGUGGGGUAUUCAACCCGUGACUUACACACAGAACUCAAGAAUGGACAUAGGAAGUUUGGAACAACGAAUAAUUCUGUCCUACAAUCCGCAUGAAAUACGUGAACUCUUGAUUCGUCUUGCAAGUCUGAAUCCCAGAAAUCCAUUAUGGCGUCUAAAUAACUGUUGGGAAUUGCCAAUUCCUCUCCAAAGUGUUGCAAUGUCAUUACCCAGAGGUUUGCUACAGGACUAUUCAUAUGUACUGUUAGCGAAGAGUCGCGAGCUCGUUACAUCCAAAGAUUUUGUCGGCGCUAAAGAAAUGCUCAACGUCUUGGAACGAGAAGCACAGUUACUCGUUGCUGGUGGAAAUAGUUUAAUCUUAAAAUUGUGUCAACUCGUAGCAUGGGAGGUCCUGCUGAUUGAAAUACUGCACUGUCUUUAUGUUUGGCCAGCUAGUGAAGUUUGUGAUAUGCAAACUUUAGUUGGAAAGUGCAAACAGUGCCUUGGUGCUCUGCAAGCCACAGACCAAGUUAUUCCACGGCAAGAGAUAAUAGAAUAUUGCACUAUCUUCUUGUUGAACAUGGCUGAGUGGGACUAUCUAACAAGUAUAGAAAAAAGGUGGAGUUACUCAGAGUUUGCAGCCGCUGUUAGUAGCGUCUGUCAAGAUAUCGUGAAAUACAAAGGAAGUAGGAAAUUUUCCAGAGAGGCAUGGGACAUGAUUUUGGUCGUCUUUGGACCCAGCCAGCAAUCACAAAAGCGCAGCAGCAGUGGAUCCAGUGCAAACAGUGCAUCGCGAGAUGCUGUUAUUGCAAUAACUGGAGCACUAAGCCGACUUCGAGAACCUACAGCUUUAACAGUGGCAACUUCCCUAUUGGCACGACUGCACAAUGUUCUACGCGACGAAUCUAGCCUCGAACUUCAUGCACAGUAUUUGAAUCUCUGGCCAGCUACUGUCCCAAAUGCUAACUCGUACAACACAAGGACUAUUGGAGAAUGUCUUUUCCAAUUGUUGACUCAAGCACUGAAAUAUUAUCCAAGUAAUAUUUCGUGGCUCAAAUUGAUGGCUGAUUUGAAUUUUGUUUUAGGAUUCCACGAAAGUGCUAUGAAAUAUUACCUCGAAGCAACAAUGGUUGCGAGCGAUUUAUUCAGGCAGCCUGUACCACGAACACAGAUCGACGACUUGGUCUAUCGUCGAAUGAUCAAGUGCUGUACCCACCUGCAAUGUUACACUCAGGCUACAGUACUCUGUCAAUUCUUGGAUGAAGUAGACUACGCUCUGGCAUUCAAGAUGAUUUCGAGCGAUCAGAAAAGUUGUGCAGCAGCAGAUGCAAUGGACGCUUACUAUCAUUGCAUAUGGGACACCACAAUUCUCGAAUUUCUCAUACACUUACAUACCAAACGUGGCGAACAUCACAGAAAACAACUCGCGAUCAAAGUCAUAGGAUUAUUGGAACUGAAUUCUAACAAUAAUGAAGAAAUUCAAAGAGAAGCUGCGAACAUUCGUAAGGCAACGUUUCUGAGAGCUCUAGCAAAACAAUAUGUGUAUUGAUCCUCUGAAUAAAUACGAAACGUUUUUUACCUUG